Molecule: messenger RNA, 2607 nt
Organism: Arabidopsis arenosa
Lineage: Eukaryota; Viridiplantae; Streptophyta; Magnoliopsida; Brassicales; Brassicaceae
Source: the annotation of a GenBank genome assembly
CGAGCUGUCUCUCAAUCUCCGUCGGGUUUUGCGUUUGCUUUCCUGAUUCGGUCGCUUCUAUGGACAUUGAGAGAUACUGAGCCGACCAGUUUAAAUUGUGGGAACAACAUGGUUGUCAAAGCUUAUCCAUUAGGAAUGGUUGCGAUUAUCAAUAACAAUGGCAUUGCUGAAGACGAAGGAGAUUCUGGAGUUGAACCUUAUGUUGGACUAGAGUUUGAUACUCCAGAGGAAGCAAGGGACUUCUACAACUCUUAUGCUACGCGGACGGGUUUUAAGGUUAGGACGGGUCAGUUGUAUAGAUCCAGGACCGAUGGUACAGUUUCAUCUAGGAGGUUUGUUUGCUCAAAGGAAGGUUUUCAGCUUAAUUCAAGAACCGGGUGUCCUGCGUUUAUCCGAGUUCAGAGACGAGAUACUGGGAAAUGGGUUCUUGACCAGAUUCAGAAAGAGCACAACCAUGAGCUUGGAGGUCAUAUAGAGGAGACUACUCCUCGUCCUUCAGUACAACAGAGAGCACCGGCUCCCACGAAGCUAGGCAUAGCGGUUCCACAUAGACCCAAGAUGAAAGUUGUUGACGAGGCUGAUAAAGGACGGUCAUGCCCUUCUGGUGUGAUCUCUUUUAAGCGCUUCAAAGGAGCUGAAGAGAGUGAUGGGCAGACACAGCCCAAGGCUACUGAACCGUAUGCAGGGUUGGAGUUCAGCUCAGCUAAUGAAGCGUGCCAGUUUUAUCAAGCGUAUGCAGAAGUUGUAGGUUUUAGAGUUCGGAUAGGUCAGUUGUUUCGAUCAAAGGUUGACGGAUCGAUCACCUCCAGAAGAUUUGUUUGUUCGAAAGAGGGGUUUCAGCAUCCUUCUAGAAUGGGCUGUGGAGCUUACAUGAGGAUCAAAAGACAAGAUUCUGGAGGUUGGAUAGUCGAUCGUCUCAAUAAAGAUCAUAAUCAUGACCUUGAACCGGGAAAGAAGAAUGCUGGUAUGAAAAAGAUAACAGAGGAUGUGACAGGAGGGUUGGACUCUGUGGAUCUUAUUGAACUAAACGACUUCAGCAAUCACAUCAGUAAAACCAGAGAAAACACCAUAGGUAAGGAAUGGUAUCCAGUGCUUCUCGACUAUUUUCAGUCAAAACAGGCAGAAGACAUGGGAUUCUUUUACGCCAUCGAGCUUGAUAGUAAUGGAAGCUGCAUGAGCAUUUUCUGGGCAGAUAGUCGGUCAAGAUUCGCCUGCAGUCAGUUUGGUGAUGCUGUUGUCUUUGAUACAUCAUAUAGAAAAGGAGAAUACUCUGUUCCGUUUGCAACAUUUAUCGGUUUUAAUCAUCAUAGGCAACCCGUGCUUCUCGGGGGUGCCUUAGUUGCUGAUGAAUCUAAAGAGGCUUUCUCAUGGUUGUUUCAGACAUGGCUUCGUGCCAUGUCAGGCCGUCGUCCGAGAUCUAUUGUAGCUGAUCAAGACUUGCCUAUCCAACAAGCUGUGGCUCAAGUCUUUCCUGGUACUCAUCACCGGUUCUCAGCGUGGCAAAUAAGGUCCAAAGAACGAGAAAAUCUCAGGUCGUUCCCGAAUGAAUUCAAGUAUGAGUACGAGAAAUGUUUAUACCAGUCGCAGACAACGGUCGAGUUUGACACCAUGUGGAGUGCUCUUGUAAACAAAUACGGCCUUAGGGACAACAUGUGGCUUAGAGAAAUAUAUGAAAAGCGCGAGAAUUGGGUACCGGCAUAUCUAAGAGCCAGUUUCUUUGGUGGAAUACCUGUAAACGGAGCCUUUGAUCCGUUUUACGGCACUUCCCUUAAUUCUCUAACGUCUCUUAGGGAGUUCAUUUCACGAUAUGAGCAAGGGCUCGAGCAGCGCCGUGAAGAGGAAAGAAAAGAAGAUUUCAAUUCUUAUAACUUGCAGCCGUUUCUGCAGACGAAAGAACCCGUUGAAGAACAAUGCAGAAGGUUGUACACGCUCACCAUCUUCAGAAUUUUCCAGAGCGAGCUUGCUCAGUCUUAUAAUUACCUCGGUUUAAAGACAUAUGAGGAGGGAGCCAUCAGCAGAUUUCUGGUGAGGAAAUGUGGGAAUGAGAACGAGAAGCACGCCGUGACUUUCAGUGCAUCGAAUCUCAAUGCAAGCUGCAGUUGUCAAAUGUUUGAGUACGAAGGACUUCUCUGCAGACAUAUCUUGAAAGUGUUCAAUCUCUUAGACAUUCGAGAACUCCCAUCUCGGUAUAUACUGCAUCGCUGGACCAAGAACGCAGAGUUUGGGUUUGUACGCGAUGUAGAGUCAGGCGUGACUUCUCAGGACCUUAAGGCCUUGAUGAUCUGGAGCCUGAGGGAAGCAGCUUCAAAGUAUAUAGAGUUUGGGACAUCGUCUCUGGAGAAGUAUAAGCUUGCAUAUGAGAUCAUGCGAGAGGGUGGGAAGAAACUGUGUUGGCAGAGAUGAGAAAACCAAAGUAAGGUCAUGUGUCCUGAUUCUUUGUUUCUCGAGUUUAAUCUAAAAUAUCUAAAUCUUCAAAAGCGUGCGUGGUAGCGAGGUUGUUUUCUGUUCUUGUCCAUCAUAGUUUCUCAUUUGGGUUGUGUUGUUGCCUCAUCGGCUGCAAACUCUCCCUCUUUUCUGCUUCUUUAUGAAUAACAUUGUUUCAUUUAU